This is a messenger RNA of Hyaloperonospora brassicae, 681 nucleotides long. The record is from the annotation of a GenBank genome assembly. NCBI's taxonomy places the organism in Eukaryota, Oomycota, Peronosporomycetes, Peronosporales, Peronosporaceae.
AUGCUGCUGGACGUGUCGGACUCGCGCGUGCCGACUUUGAUCGUGGCUGUUGCGUGCUGGGCCGUGGUAUGGACUCUCAUGCUGAACUUCAUCCCUGCAGGCGCUAAAAAGCGCAACCACAUUAUCUCACUGAACGCAACGCACGGUGUCGUGUCGACGAUCUCCUCGACAAUCACACUGUACUAUGGACUGGACACGACGACCUCAGUGGCAGUCUCGCUGUCGUUCUUUCUCGUGGAUCUCGCGGCUAUGCUACGCGCAGACGGACCAACGAACCUGCUUUCUCUCCGGCUUGCACGGCUUAUGGACUACGCCCACCACGCCUUUGGGUUGUACUGGGGCCUCAAGCUCUUUGUUAACGAAGCCACCAUCUGCGAUGCAUCCUUCGGCAAUGCCUACGUCUGGAUACAGACGAACGAGGUGAGCACGGGCUUUUACAACUGGUUUCGACUCACGGACAGCCCGAUGGCCGGCAUACUGUUCGUCACCUCCUUCUUCUUGUUCCGAGUGGUGUUCAAUACGGUCUACAUCGUCCCGAGGGUCACGCGCCAUUGCCAGGUGCUCUACGUCCUCGGCUGUUCGCCAUUUUUCGUGCUGCAGUAUGUCUGGUUCUACAUGAUCGUGCGAAAAAUGAUCUCGAGUCGGUCUGAUCAGAACAACAUGGUGGACAAAGGAAAGUAG